CAUAAGAUUAAUUAUAAUGAAGAAACGGAGAAGUCACGUUUAAAUGCAAUUUCAAAACAAUUAGAGCAAAUACGUAAUAUAAAAAAAAUGUUAAAUUUAUAUUCAGAUGAAGAAAAUUUCAAAACAAACCAUCAUUAUCAACCUGGUGAACCAAAAUAUGAAUUGAAUUGCGCACCAUCGAAAUAUUUGAAAGCAACAUCAGCCAGAAUUAUUUCAAAAAUUCAAGAUGAAAUAAAUAGAGAACCAAUAAUUCCAUCUCCACCACCGAGACGGCAAUCACUUUUGAGAUUACCUAAAACUAUUAAUGGAAAUAUUGGUACAUCAAGAUUAAUCCAAGAAUUAAAUAGUACUGCAUCGCGAAUGUUUCAAGCGUCCUUAAAAAAUAUGCAUUCCGUAACAAACACUCGUCAAGAUAAUGAAGGAAGAGUUCGUUAUGUUGCUGCUAUGCCACCAAAAAUUGUAUCAAAAACUGUAAUCGAAGAAUAUAAUCCUAAUAAAUCCUCGAAUAAUCAAUAUCAAACGUCACCAUUCGGAGGAUUCGGAGGAUUCGAUAGCCCCAAUAAAUUCUCAAAUAAUCUAGUUUUUCCAAGAGAAUCUAAUCAGUUUGUUCCAAAAGAUAAAGAAAGAAACCUUUCUAGAAAAAAUACAUCUAAAUCAAUUGACGAACGUACAUUUAGUAACAAAGUAACACGUAAUGAAAAUAUUAUGAGUAAUCAAUAUUCAAAAGACGAUACUAAAAAAUCAACCCCGGAAAAUGCGGAAGAUUCGAAAACAGUUGGAACGCAAUACGAGCAAUUUUAUAAAAAUCAUUUGGUAAAUUAUGAAAACUUUCAAGCAAACUUUUCAAAAUCCUCAAAUAUUAAAAUUAAUUCAAUUGCUGGAUCAGAUCAAAAUAAUGAUGGAACACCACAACAGAGUACGGUUCCUGAGUUUGAAUCUAGUGUUACGGCUCUAAAAAAAUCAACGUCAGAAAUGGUUUCAAAAUAUAAUGCAAGAUUUGCAAAAUCAGAAAAUCGAAAAUCGACAAAAGCCUUAAUGAAACCUCAAUCACAAUCGUUGACCAAUACUGCCCUGAAAUUUCAAUCACAACCUUCAACAAAUAAUUUCAUAAAACCUCAAUCAUCCACAAAUUUUCAAUACAGUGGUGAUGGGAAAAGCAAAUUUGAGGAACAGAAAUUACCCACUCAAACAAAUUUACGAACAAAUGAUAAAACUCAAGAACUAUUGCAAAAUAAAGUAAACGUAAAAAAUCAAGAAUUAAAACAAAAUAUAACAGAAUAUGCGAUGAAAGAAACUACAUCUAAAGCAGUUAAAAAUAUAAGUAGUGAAGAAAAUAAAUCGCCCAGAAAGUUUUUGAGACGUGGAAAUGGUCCUAAACCACCAAUUUCAUAUGCAAUAAACGUAAAUAAAACAGCUAUGGUUAAGGAACAUUUAGAAAAAUAUUCUAAAAGACGCUUAAAUAUGCUUGGUGACAAAAGAAGAAAAGAGGCAAACUCAGAUGGUACAAAAUCGACGGACAUUAUUCAAGAAUCAACACCUGCACCCAUCGUAAAUAAAAAAACAGAUGAAUAUAAAAUGAAUAUUACAAUAUCAGAAAGUGAAAAAACGGCAACUCUAGUAAAACCACCACAAAAAACUAAAUCAACUAGUCAAUCAAUACAAACACAAACAAUGAGACCAAAAGUCCAAAAAUCAGCCUCGUUUGUAGCCAGCAAUGCGAAACGCGAUGAAAGUAUUAAAUUAGCUACAUCAUUUAAUUUACCUCAUACGUCAAGAAAAACCAUUCUAGAGUCCAAUCAAAGAAAGGAAAAUAUGUUGAACUCUGAACUUGAAUUUUUCUCGAAAGAAACCGAAAAACCGUUGAUGGGUUUAUCGCCCCGGUUUAUUGAUUUGCACGAUAUUGAGAAAAACGUAAAUAAACCACGAGAAGAAAUGUCAUUGAAUAAUAAAAUAAAAAAAACAAACGAAUCAAAAAGACUAGUCAUUGAUGAUUUUGAAAGUGGUUUUGGUUAUGACACUUCAACUUCAAUUUCAACAAGGAAAAAUCCGACUAGCACACAGCAAUUUUCAGUCAGUAGUACGUCGCCAUAUGUGACGAAACUUAUAGAUAUACCACCUUCAAUGCAUUCACCAUUAAUUGCACGUAAAAUACAUAAAGUUGGUACCACAUCUGUAAAAAGCCUACACCACAAUAGAGAAUCAUGUUAUGCAGUGAAUAAAAUCCAUAAUCAAAGUUCAACAUACAAAUCCCACACGCGACAAAUCAUGACUGACGCAGGACGUUUAAGAGGUGGCGAAGAUAGAAUUAAUAGUACUUUAGAACGACUUUUAAGUAAAGCACAGAAUUUAACAAAAAACCUACAAAAUAUAAGAAGUCAGUGUCAAGAAUAUGUUGAACAGUUAGAAAAAUGCAAUUUCGAAAGUACCUGCUCAUGUGAUUCAAUACAAUGCACAUGUAAUGGCUUAAAUUUUAAUCAAAAUGCUAAUAACAAUUUGAAAAGUGCUACUACCAGAAAGCAUAUUUCGAGAUCUACUCUAAGAAACAGUGAUUACGAAUUUCAAAAUCCUUGUAUGGAGGGUCCGUUCUCUGAUAUAUUAACACGUCAUUUUUUGCCUGGUAAUAAAGGGAAAAUGCCAGCCAUUGUUGGUUAUAAAACUGAUGGAAUCCCUAUAUACGGACCACCUGGUGCAGCAUAUAAUGUAAUGGGUUGGACUCGUGAUGGAUCACCAAUAUUUGGGCGCGGGGGCCCUGGUAGUAAAGAGCCGCUGUUAAAUAUACGUGGCUAUUUCAAAACAACACCUUUAUAUGAACCAACAGACCCAGAAGAGAAAAAUAAGAUUACACAAAUUGGUACUUAUGAUAAUACUCCUAUAACAGGUCAUAGAGAUUUGAUAAAUGGGAUGGUUUUUGUUGGUAAAUCUGAUAAAGGUUUUGGUAAAUAUAAAGUUUUGACGAAGACUCAAAAACAUUCAAAUACUCAAAACAGUAUGGUUGUAACACCGACGACGAGUGAAAGGGAAAGCAUAGAUUCAGAAGAAAUGAAAAGAGCGUUAAACAGUUUUAUUAGUAAUGAGCCAAUCAGGUCAUUGACCCCUGAUCGUGCUGAUCGAAUUGCUGUUCAAGCUAUUAAAUCGAAAACUGAAAAGCCUAAAGUGUAUCCAUUAUCAUAUAGCAUUGGUAAUAUUAGAUGUAAUAAAUAUCAUAAAAAAUGUAUUUCGACGAAGUAUCGAAGUUGUUCAGCUAUUCAAGUUAGAAAAUGCAAUCCAAAAUACCUUGACCCAUGGCGUCAUUCUUAUGCUAAAAACUUGAAACGAUAUACAUUUAAACCAGAAGUAGUAAAAGACCGAUGGGCGCAUAAACCUGGUGAAAUAAUGAAACCAGUUGCAAGAACAAUUAAAAUGCAUCGUAGAAGAUUGGGAUUACAAAAUCCAGAACGAUUAUUAAAAACAUUAGAAAAGAAAAACAAAUAGUUUUUCUAGAAAUCUUAUUUUUUACCACAAUGAUGAAAAAAUUACUCAUAUUCUCUCGUUGUGAUAAAAAUGCACUGCAAUUGUUUUUGUUUAAUUUUGUUUUUUUAAAGAAUACUUAAGUUAUUAAUCACUUGAAAGUUACGUAACAUUCCUUUAUCUGCUCCGUU
Messenger RNA from Chrysoperla carnea, 3638 nucleotides. RefSeq lists its product as uncharacterized. The record is from RefSeq and is a predicted model, not a curated record. Bases 88 to 3471 code for a protein of 1127 amino acids. NCBI's taxonomy places the organism in Eukaryota, Metazoa, Arthropoda, Insecta, Neuroptera, Chrysopidae. The transcript has 4 exons.